Molecule: messenger RNA, 5445 nt
Organism: Girardinichthys multiradiatus
Lineage: Eukaryota; Metazoa; Chordata; Actinopteri; Cyprinodontiformes; Goodeidae
Gene: ttbk1a
Product: tau tubulin kinase 1a
Exons: 15
Coding region: 589-2817 (742 amino acids)
Biological process (GO): peptidyl-tyrosine phosphorylation; signal transduction; peptidyl-serine phosphorylation
Cellular component (GO): cytoplasm; nucleus
Molecular function (GO): protein serine/threonine kinase activity; ATP binding
Source: RefSeq, a predicted model, not a curated record
UGGUGGAGGCAGAGCUGCAGUGCGGACAAACGGGCUGGUGCCGGAGGUCCAUACCGCCACACACCGCCCUGAACGCCCGCAUGGGUCAACCUCUGCCAGCGCUGCUGGUUCUGGCUUUUCUUGUGAUUAGUCUUUCGGAUCCGGGCCAGCAGGAGGAAGGAACCACUCCUCAUCCUCCUCCAUCCUCUCCUCCUCCUCCCCCGUGCUCCUCUUCCCCCUCAGCAUCAUCGUCAGCCGCAGCAUCAGAUGAGUGCGGGAUGGCAGUGGGGCUCCGAAAAUAGAACCUUCGGUUUCCUUUUGGACUCGGUUUGUUCUGGACUUGUAGCGGGACGCCUGGUUUUAGGACGGGCCCGGUCCGGGUUGACAUCCCUGUCUGAGGAGACAUAAAUGGUGAUUUAGUCUUGUGGGAGUCCGAGGCCCAGACCUCGACCCCUUCUUAGAGGAACGGUGGGUUUUCUGGACCAGAACGUUUUGUGCCGAAGUAAAAUCCCAGAUGAAGAUUCCCAAAAGGCGGAAAAGGAGCGGACGGUGUGCCAGAUAAAUGGCUCUUUUAAGCUUGGAGCUGCUCGAGUUCUGGCUAGUUGGCAGAUGCAGUGCCUAGUCCCCGGCCUCCAGGACAACGGCAACAUGAACGGGACGUCCGAGCAGGCUGACAUCCUGCCGCCAAACUGUAUGGUCAAGGACCGAUGGAAAGUGCUGAAGAAGAUUGGGGGGGGUGGGUUUGGGGAGAUCUAUGAGGCCUUGGACCUACUGACACGGGAGAAUGUGGCGUUAAAGGUGGAGUCAGCCCAGCAGCCCAAGCAGGUGCUGAAGAUGGAGGUGGCUGUUCUUAAGAAGCUGCAGGGUAAAAACCACGUCUGUAAGUUUAUUGGUUGUGGAAGAAAUGACAAAUUUAACUACGUGGUGAUGCAGCUUCAGGGUCGUAACCUGGCCGAUUUGCGAAGGAGUCAACCCAGAGGAACCUUUACCAUGAGCACCACCCUGCGACUCGGCAAGCAGAUCCUGGAGUCCAUCGAAGCCAUCCACUCAGUGGGAUUCCUGCACCGCGACAUCAAACCGUCGAACUUUGCGAUGGGCCGGCUCCCCUCCACUUACAGAAAGUGCUACAUGCUGGACUUUGGUCUGGCGCGUCAAUACACCAACACCUCUGGAGAAGUUCGACCGCCGAGGACUGUGGCAGGUUUCAGGGGAACGGUCCGGUAUGCUUCAGUUAACGCCCAUAAGAACAAGGAAAUGGGUCGCCAUGAUGACCUGUGGUCCUUGUUUUACAUGCUGGUGGAGUUUGCUGUUGGACAGCUACCGUGGCGGAAAAUCAAAGACAAGGAACAAGUCGGUCAGAUUAAGGAGCGUUAUGACCACAGGAUGCUGCUCAAACACAUGCCUUCCGAAUUCAAUAUUUUCCUGGACCACGUCCAGGCCUUGGAUUACUACACCAAACCAGACUACCAGUUGUUGAUGUCAGUAUUUGAGAACAGCAUGAAGGAGCGAAUCAUAACUGAGAAUGAGCCCUUCGAUUGGGAAAAGGCAGGAAGUGAUGCCACGCUGUCAACCAGUGCCUCCACUCAACCACAGCACAAUACCCGACCCACUGCCGCCAUAGUGGGAGCCAUUGUGACGCCGGUUCCUGGAGAUCCUCAGAGAGAAAACACAGAAGACGGUUUGCGGGAUGAACAUUUUAGCGAUCAGGAGAAUGCUCCUCCUCCGCCGCCAAUCCGGCCUCCAGCAGAGACGACUACGCAGCAGAAUGCUGGAGAGCCGGGAGAGGCCUGGGAAGACACAGACUUUAAUCGCAACAGACUCAGGAUCAGCCUUAACAAGGGGGCUGAGGAAGAUGAAGCGGGUCGGGGGGCCUGUCCAGUGUCACCAGUUCGAGGGGGAGGCCCGGAGUCACCGACAGGUCAGGGUCGGUCUUUACGAUACCGCCAGGUCAAUAGCCCAGAAUCUGACCGCCUAUCUGCUGCUGAAGGCAGAGUGGAUGGCUACGGACAGAGGUCUAGGAUGGACAUGCUGGGCUCUCCUUCUCGCCAUGUUUACUCCUCUCAGCCAGCUCAGAUGCUCUCUGUUGACCCCGGUUGCCGCGGAGAUCGUCAGGCCAGCGGGCGCCAAGAGGUGUCAGUGGCUUCUGUUGACCAGGAGGCGCACAGUAACGCUUUUAUACGCUCCGUCCCUCUGGCCGAGGAGGAGGACUUUGACAGCAAAGAGUGGGUGAUCAUUGACAAAGAGGCUGAGCUGCGGGACUUCCAUCCCACCACGUCAGGAACGACUGAUGAAGAGCCCGAGGAGCUCCGCCCUCUGGAGGAGCAGGAGGAGAGGAGAAGGCUCAGGGCUGGAGGAGGGGAGUUGGUGGUUCGUCCCAAAACUAACACCCGCGACAGCAGCCGCGGGAUGCUUACGCUGACGGAAGAGGAGGCGUCAAGAAGAAGUGGUGAAAGCCCCGCACAGUCACCGUGCCACUCGCUGCCGUCGGGACGCCCUCGCAGGAGAGAGUCAGAGCCUACUGGACCUCAGAAACCGUUGGAGGAGGACAGACACCAACCACGGCCCAAUCAACUGAGGAGGCUGGCCUCCUACGUCUUCUCCUCCUCCACCCUGGAGACAGAGCAGUACCCCCAUGCAGGAGGCAGCUUCAUCCAGAGGAGCCGCUCAGCUGAGAGCAGCCCGGCCCAUGCCACCUCUGCCACUGCCUCAGCACGGCGCCGGCACGCUGGCACUCUGCCGAUGCCCGGUAGUCCCCGGAGCAGGCAUUCAGUCCUGAACGUGUCAAGGUCUCAGCUGCAGCAGAUGUUAGCCAAGCUCAUGAACAAAAACAGCAGCUGAAAGGACUGAGAGAUGGACUCAUAACACACACGCGUAUAUAUACAAGUAACAUACACAGGCACAGAUGUGUACAGUCAUAGAUACAGAGACGAACAUAGCACAUAAACACACAGAAGUGCAGGACUGGUCUGAGAAAUUCUCUGGCCUGGGGCAGAAUUUAACCCCCCACCCUCACAACUACAUUUUCAAGGGAAGCACUGAAAGAAAAACUAACAUUUGACUGUAAAGCAAGAAAUUCCAAAAUACAUGUUUAAUUUAGCCUAUUUACAGCAAAAUAAACUUGUUUCAUUUUUUUUAUUUGUCUUUAAUUUCAAAGAACCGCUAACGGAUGUUUUGGCAUGGACCAAAAUUAGAUUCUGAUGAUUGUAAAACUAUAAAACAAAAACCUGCAACAUGAUCGAGCUUUUAAUUUAAAACAGAAACAAAAAUUUCUAACACUGCUACAAUUAUAAAACAUAUUGAAUAUUAAAAGUGGUAUUAUCUGAAACAUUCAGUAAUUAUUUUAGGUUCUGAUUAUUAGCAAAAUAUUGUGUAAACCUCAGCUAAGUUUAGUAGUGGUUUUUUGAGUAGAAUUUCAUACUUUGCUGUUCUGAUCAUUAUAAGCUAACGCUGGUAUAACUAGCUGAUAUUAGCUGGUUAGUUAGAGUAAUGUGUAGUGCUCCUUUAGUUUUUACACCAUGGCUGCAUUUGCCAACCUGAAAUUGUCCCUAAAAACUGAAUUUGUUUUCAUGUAAGUGAUCAAAAAAAUGACAUUAGUAUUCUUUCAGGAAGAUAACCUGCAGUGCAGAGCAACAUGUGGGGGAGGGGUGGCUCUGCCUUACUCUGUGCUGCACACAGCCCGAGAAAACACUGCUUAAUUUGGCACCUUCUCUGGCUUCUCGUUUAAAGGAAGUUAAUCUGUAAGAACUGUAUGACACGAAAUAUUAUCAGGUUUGAAUCUGUAAGUUUUACACAGGCUUCACCUGGCCAGCUCUGUAUCUACAGAUAUGAAUGUGCACAUUGACAUAACAAACCAAUACAAACACAGCACAUUGAAAGCUAGAUCAUACAAGCCAUAUCACACGCAGCAAUACCGCUGUGUUAAUAAACACGCAGAUUCAUACAUCCACACAGACGUAGCUCUAGAAACUGUUUUUUUGAAGAGAAGGAUCAAAGGAAGAUGAGAAGAGUCUAGAAGACUGAGAAUAUUUUUCAUGCAAUAAACUCCAGAAGCCACUCAGCAAAGCCAAUGUUGCACACGCCACAGACCUGGCAGGCGGGUGGAAACAAUGUGAAACUGAAGACUUCCCGUUUUGUGAAGAAGAGGUUUGAAACCCAGUGGGGCUGCUAAGAGACUGUUAAGCUUUACAGUUGUUGCGCAUUUUAGAAUUUUUUUAUGCUGUCAUCUUUUUCGGCUAGAACAGAGGAGCGAUCGUAGAGGUAUGCAGGUCGUCCCAGCGAUCAAGCUUUUGCACGAAGACUUUGGAGUCCAACCAUCCCGCUCACAGAGCAAUACUCUGCUGCUGCUUCACAUCAUGUCUUUACCUGCACUAGUAAUCCAAGUGUCUCGUCCUGACUCCUGCCUCAUUAAAUGUUGUAUGUGAAAACUGUUUCGGAAAAGUCUGUCUGAAGGUGUAAGAAGUGAUUUCUUAGACAGAAGCUGGAAGUAAAGUAGAACCAUAGGGCCCUAACAUCCAAAAAUGUCACAUAAAGCAAAACGAACAUGGCACUCUUAUAAACAACUAAUUAGGAAAGAAGAAUUCACACACUGGCAUUUAAUAUAGUUCAAAAAGUACAAAAUAAAUUUUUUUUCAUGAAAAAAACAACUCAUAACUUAUGCAACUUGACAAAAAAAAAUUAAUAGUGAAAAUACAUAUAAGAAAUCCAGAACAAUGAGUAAACACCAUUCUAAUAGGCCUAAUGCAUAACACAACAAAGUCUCAUGGUUUUUUGCAAAAGCAAUUAAAAAAUAAAUAUAAAUAUAAACCACAGAUUAGUCUAUUAGUAAGUGUUGUACUUGCCAAUUAUAAACUGAUUUAUUAGUUUGCUUUGUGAUUCUCAAAAACAUUUUGCAUUUGAAUUCUUUCUAUUUGAAACGUUUUACUGGGCUGUGGAAGCAGGCUGUAUGGGUCCGAGGUCGGCCCACACACAGUCAACAGAGAGCAGGCUGUGUUUGAAUACAGCUGAUCUGAAUGCGCGUUUGGUGAACUAUUUAUUUCACAUGUGACCUUUAUGGUUCUAAGGGGGCAGUGUCAGAGGUUUGUGCUGUUUAUUUUACUGUAGUUAAACAGACGUGCGCUGUAACAGUUUCCUUUUCCUGAUUGAAUGGCACUUUGAAUGUUACAUCUGUUGUUUGAGAGGUUGUGUGUUUGACAGAUAUUUGAGGAAUUUUGUCAGUUUUUUCCAUCCCUAAAAUGCUCAUGAUUAAAAUGCAAACAUGCUUAUCAUACCUAUACAAAUGCAGACAUUUUGAUAUGUGUCAUCGUCGGUUUAAUGAGCCUUUCGUUCCUCUGUGGAUCAUUUAAGUCAAAGAAAAUGUUCCUAAAGAUGCAAGUUUCAGGCAUCCUGUGAUGUAUAUUUUAGAAGCCCUUUCUACUGUGAAAGAUCCUUCAAGAACUGUUACUAAAGUCCAACUUGAUCUCUUUUUUA